This is a messenger RNA of Paramecium primaurelia, 270 nucleotides long. The record is from the annotation of a GenBank genome assembly. Lineage: Eukaryota; Ciliophora; Oligohymenophorea; Peniculida; Parameciidae.
AUGUAAAAAUACAUUGCUAAAAAUGUUACUUUGAAUUUUAAAAACUUAGUUAUUGGAGGAGAUGUCAAAACUAUCAAUCCUUAAAUAAAGAAUGAAGAAUCAUUUUUCAAAUACUAUGAUUAGAUUUUCAUGAAGAACACCUAUAUUUAAGAUUGUUUAAAAAAUUAAUUAUUGAGAAUACCAGUUGACUUUUUUUAAGAAAGCAGAUAUGAUGAUUUUGCAGAAGAUCAUUCUGAUUUCAUAGAACAAGAAAAUCAGAGAUAAAAAUGA